AAGAGUGAAUUCCUUCCUCCUUUCCAUCGAAGUGGAGUGGAGCAGUAUCGUGUGUUUUGUAGUGUGAAAUGAUAAGAAAGUAGUUAUAACGAAUGAGAUAAGUACUAUCUCAUAGUUCGAUUUUUAUAACGUAGAUUUUUUAUAGUAUCAUGAAGAUUUGGACCUCUGAACACACUUUCAAUCAUCCUUGGGAGACCGUUGCUCAGGCAGCAUGGCGAAAAUACCCUAAUCCUAUGAACCCAGCAGUCAUAGGAACUGACGUUGUGGAGAGAAGAGUAGUGAACGGCGUAUUAGUCACUCACAGACUCGUUAGCUCUAAAUGGUUUUUCCCAAAAUGGGCACAGGCUUUGAUUGGGUCAGCCAAAAUAUGUUAUGCAAGUGAGAGGUCAGAAGUGAACCCAAGUGUGCGAUAUAUGUCACUGAAGACUACGAAUCUAACAUUCUGUCGGUAUAUCGCUGUGGAUGAGACAGUUCGGUACACUCCACAUCCAUCAGAUCCUGCCAAGACCCUUCUGACACAGGAAGCAGUGGUCACUGUACAAGGUGUACCACUCAGCAGCUACAUGGAAGAUUUAUUAACAAAUAAAAUAUCCUUAAAUGCUGGAAAAGGCAGACAAGCCAUAGAAUGGGUCAUAGGAAAAUUGGAUACAGAGAUAAAAGAACUAGCUAGUUCUGCUUGUAAAAGCACAGAUGAGCUGUUAAGCCAGACAAAGAAAUCCCUUGAUGAUAUCACUUCUACAGCCAGAAGAUCCAUGGACGAUAUAUCAUCCAAAGCAAAGCGAUCACUGGAUGAUAUAGAAAAGUUCACCAAGGCAAAUGCGAAUCAACGAAGCUGAAAGGAGGAGUGAUCUCCGCUUGGUUUCAUUGAACACUAUCGUGCUGAUAACGUACAACCCACGCUAUUAUGCAAUUUAGAUGGCUAUUUAUUUUUCGUAAUGAAGUGUGAUUUUAUUCAUUUAUAACUGUAAUAGUUGUCAUCUGUAAUGAAUGAUUAUUUACAAGCAUUUUAGUAAACAGUUUAUAUGUCCCACUGUUGGGACAGGGCCUGCCCUCAAUCUACUACAGGAGGUAUGGACCAUACUCCACCACACUGCUCCAGGCUGUAGGGUUUUGGUAAAGUAGCAUUGAAAUCAAACUUUAUUUUGAUGUUUCAUGAGACAUGGUCCAUCUGAUUGAGUGAAAUAUUGAUAUUACUGGAUAAUAUUAGAAAUAACCAAUUGGUUCUUACAGCAACUUGCAGAGCUUGUAAGAUAACAUGACAACAAUCCUGAAUUAUAUUGUGUAUAAAUGAAUUUAGAACUUAUAAUAUGGAACUUGUGAAAUGUUUUGGAAUUGUAUGUAAUAUAUGAUUUAAACUUAGUAUUACUGAUUAAUUCCACAAUGGGUUAGUAGUGCAUGUUGUGUAGUAAAAGAAACACUACUGAAAUUUAUAAUUGUAAUGUAAUAGCAAAUUCAACAGGACUUAUGGUUGUUUGCCCUUAUGUGCAAUAUGCUAAUAUCAUUAUUUUAAAAAUCUACUCAAAAUUGCUUAAACCUACUACUAUCAAUGCAAUGCAGCUGUGAUGUAAAAACACUUAGUAAGACCAAAUAUUUUUUGCCAUUAGUACUGUCUUAGAUUCAUUUUAUUUAAAGAAUAAAUUGUUAUCAUA
Molecule: messenger RNA, 1649 nt
Organism: Pectinophora gossypiella (pink bollworm)
Lineage: Eukaryota; Metazoa; Arthropoda; Insecta; Lepidoptera; Gelechiidae
Gene: slmo
Product: protein slowmo
Exons: 4
Coding region: 150-836 (228 amino acids)
Biological process (GO): phospholipid transport
Cellular component (GO): mitochondrial intermembrane space
Molecular function (GO): phosphatidic acid transfer activity
Source: RefSeq, a predicted model, not a curated record